UUCAAUGAAAACGUUUAAAAACCUGGAAAUUUUAUCCAAAAAUUCCAGAAAAAGGUAGAGCCGAUGGGGAGUCACUCAAUCAUCACCAGUAUUAGCUCAGCCCCACCUUCACUCCCUCUCCGUUCUGUUCCGGAGGUCGUUGCAUUCUCCGGCCACCUAUCUCACCGGAAAACGAGAGGGCUCCUUCUCUAUCCACAGACCGCAAAUGCAUUCUCCAGUCCACUCCUCGUGCAUGCUCCGGUAGUUUUUCCAUUCUCCAAAGACCUGUUUAACCGGAAAAUGAGAGGAUUAGAGGUGGUGACACGUGCGGGUGCCAACACCAGCAGCUACGUGUUCGCGGCAGUGUUCCCGCUCUCACUUCUAGCUAUCACCAUCUUUACUUCCAUCAAGAUUGCUGAUAAGCUCGACGAAGACUUCCUAGAAGAUAUCUCUAUAAAUCAAGCAGUAAAGGAGGCAGAGGACGAGGGUGAUGAUGGUGAUGAUGGUGGUGAUGGUGAUGAUGAUGCUAUUUCAUUGGAGGAAAUAGUGCAAGAACCAGUGCUUCCACGUACUCGAAAUCGGCCCAAGAGGGAAGUGUAAACAUCCAAUUUCAUAAUUUGCAUUAAUUGUAUAAUUCUUUUUCUGACUGUAGAUUAAAACUCAUAGAAAGUGCCAUUGAACAAUGUAAAUUUCCCCUUUUGAGAGGGAGAGGGGGGGGGGGGGGAUACAUUGAGCUCACUUUGGUUGCUGUUGGAAUUUUGUCACAUAGCAUGUGAAUGAAGAAAACAAGUAUUGAAAGCUUUUCCUCUGUUUAGGAGUCUGAUUCGGUUUAACUUCAACAUUAAUAAAAUUUAAUGUAAUUAUCGGAUAAUAAGAAAACAAGUAUAUGAUUUGAUUGAAA
This is a messenger RNA of Gossypium arboreum, 880 nucleotides long. RefSeq lists its product as uncharacterized. The record is from RefSeq and is a predicted model, not a curated record. Lineage: Eukaryota; Viridiplantae; Streptophyta; Magnoliopsida; Malvales; Malvaceae. The transcript is spliced from 2 exons. Bases 64 to 579 code for a protein of 171 amino acids.